AUGUCUUCCACCGCCCUGAUCCACGACGAGGACGCCCUCGAACCCACCCUUCAGUCCAUCAUCGACCAGAAGACCCUUCGAUGGAUCUUCGUCGGUGGGAAGGGUGGUGUCGGCAAGACGACGACUUCCUGUUCGCUCGCGAUCCAGCUCGCCAAGGUCCGCAAGUCGGUGCUGCUCAUCUCGACCGACCCCGCACACAACCUGAGUGAUGCGUUCGGGCAGAAGUUUGGCAAGGAGGCGCGGCUGGUCGACGGCUUUUCCAACCUGAGCGCCAUGGAAAUCGAUCCGAACGGCAGUAUUCAGGAUCUUCUCGCAGGCAGCAGCGAGAACCAGGACGAUCCCUUGGCUGGGCUGGGUAUGAGCGGAAUGAUGCAGGAUCUUGCAUUCAGUAUUCCCGGUGUCGACGAAGCCAUGUCGUUUGCCGAGGUCUUGAAACAAGUCAAAUCUCUGUCCUACGACGUUAUCGUUUUCGAUACGGCGCCGACAGGCCACACACUCCGCUUCCUGCAGUUCCCUACCGUUCUUGAGAAAGCCCUGGCGAAGCUCUCCCAACUGUCGACUCAGUUCGGACCGAUGCUCAACUCCAUACUCGGAUCUCGUGGCGGAUUGCCCGGCGGGCAGAACCUGGAUGAACUGCUGCAGAAGAUGGAGUCUCUACGCGAGACGAUCAGCGAAGUGAACUCGCAGUUUAAGGACGCUGAUUUGACGACGUUUGUCUGCGUCUGCAUUGCCGAGUUCCUGUCGCUCUAUGAAACCGAACGCAUGAUCCAGGAGCUGGCGAGCUACCAUAUCGAUUCGCAUGCCAUUGUCGUCAACCAGCUGCUGUUCCCGAAGAAAGGCAACAAUUGCGAACAGUGCAAUGCCAGGAGGAAAAUGCAGAAGAAAUACCUCGACCAAAUCGAGGAAUUAUACGAGGACUUCAACGUUGUGAAGAUGCCGUUGCUCGUUGAGGAGGUUCGAGGAAAGGAGAAGCUAGAAAAAUUCAGUGAGAUGCUUGUGCAUCCUUACGUGCCGCCGGAAGAGGACUGA
Molecule: messenger RNA, 1029 nt
Organism: Rasamsonia emersonii CBS 393.64
Lineage: Eukaryota; Fungi; Ascomycota; Eurotiomycetes; Eurotiales; Trichocomaceae
Product: ATPase get3
Exons: 3
Coding region: 1-1029 (342 amino acids)
Biological process (GO): post-translational protein targeting to endoplasmic reticulum membrane
Cellular component (GO): GET complex
Molecular function (GO): ATP binding; ATP hydrolysis activity
Source: RefSeq, a predicted model, not a curated record